AUGUUUGAUGGAGACAGAAGUCUUUCACAAUUCCUCGUCACGAUCCUCACAGUACCUCAAUUUGCCAACCACCCUGCAGUUGUUGACCUUCUGGCCAACAUAGGUAACAUUAUCUGCACCUUAUCGCGACACCAGAAUCUAUAUAACCCUUUAAUUGGGUGGGCCAAGGAUGCCAUUAGCGCAGAAUGUGCAAGGGAGGUUCAAGAGCUCACAAAAGUGGAGAACGGGUUGCAUUUUAGCGCUGUGCAUGCGAAAGCUGAGCAAAUAGAGGGCUUCCAAAUUGAUGAUAUGGCUCUACAGAUCGCGGGAGAGGCACCAGUGCUAUGGGCCCUGCUUGAUUCCCUCUUGUCCGCGAGAGCUCUUCAAGUCUCGAAAAUCGAAAGCAAAGGGCACACGGAGAUCGGAAUUUUGGUAUCAGAUGCGCAAGAAGCUGAGGACUCAGAAUACUGGGCUCAAGUAGAUGACCUAGAAGGUGUUAUAGAAGGCAUCACUGGUGAUUGUAUAUCGAGAGCUGAACGCCUCACAUCUCAACGUAGUGCGACAAUGAUGCUGCAGAAAGUAGUAAUUGUUUCACUUCUAAAGAAAAGCACAAAUCAGAAAGCCAACUCGCUGUCAAGCAUACUCGGAAUAUUUUUGCAUUCAACACAUGCACCGGAGAAAGUCAUCGAAACGAUGGUGAAGAUGGGUCUCUCGAUAUCCGUCGAUGCAAUUCACGAUACAGUCUGUUCACUAUCUGCAGAAUCAAGUCAUGCGCUGCAAUAUCUUGGACAAACACUUCUAGCGGUGUAUGCAUACAAUAAUUUUGAUGCAAAUAAUAUCACGAUCUCGGAGCAGAAAAGCUUCAGCAACUCUGAGCUGCCAAAGGCAAGCCCUGCGUCCAAAUACCUCCUCUGUCCGCGCACGAAUCAAAGCAAGAGAAGGCGCCAUGGAUCAAUUAUCGACGUCACCGAGUCUGGAAUAUGGCCAUUGAGCUCAGUCCUUCGUGGUUAUAUCGGGUACGAACUGAAGCAUGCAGCGCUUCGUGGAGCACAGCGCCAUGAUGAUGCAUUCGAGGCCUUCACAAUCAUGCUCUCCAAGCACCCGACCCACAGAUACGACUACAAGAUGCUAUUCGACGAGCCAUUCACGCCCAACUGGGAAAACGCUCCACUUCGCCUAAUUAACACCUCUACUGGACGUUUGUGCAAUCGAGAUGCGCAGAUAAACGCAUUCACGGAGAGUACAGAGUACAAAGAGCUUUUGUAUUCAUUGAUGAUGCAUAGGCCCCUCCAAACGGAGCUCAUCAAAGAAGCGGUGGGAAGCAAGGAGCCGCUACUGCAUGACAUUCAGGGCAGGGACAUCUACGACUUGGAUCGGGUCGAAAUCAUUGUGAAGUUGCAGAAGUUCUGCAAAGUCGCUCGCGACGCGGGGUAUCGCUGGGCGUGGAGCGAUACAUGCUGCAUCGACCAGUAUAACAACGUCGAGCUACAAGAAUCAGUCAACUCCAUGUUCGUCUGGUAUCACUACUCAGCGCUCACCAUCGUCUAUCUAUUGGAUGUUCCUCCUUCGUCAGAAUCUGGUGCGCUCGCAAACAGCAUUUGGAACACGCGAGGAUGGACCGUUCAGGAGUUCCUCGCUCCUAAAAUUGUUCUCUUCUACCAAGCAGAUUGGACCCUAUAUCUCGACCACUGCUCACGCAACCACAAGCAAUCUGCUGCUAUCACGCAGGAGUUGGAGCGUUCAACUGGCAUAAAUGCACGGGCGCUCGUCGCCUUCCGCCCGUGGAUGAGAAAUGCCCGAGAGAAACUUCAAUGGGCAUCAAACGCGUGUUACUACGUUACAGGAAGACAUCGCGUAUUCACUGUUUGGGAUCUUUGGGAUUUACCUUCCUGUAAUCUACGGAGAAAAAAGACAGAACGCGCUCGGACGUCUCUUACAGGAGAUCAUAGCUCAUUCGGGCGACCAUCACGGCCCUGGACUGGGUGGGACAAUAGUCCAACUUCAACAGUUGUCUCCCAGCCGAGAUUUCCUCAUACAAGGCUCUGCCAUGCACGCUACCAUCUCUAUCUGAACAAGACAUGCAGAUAUCGGUCUUCACGCUGCGAAACAAUAUUGUGGCUGUGGAGUCGGCUUCGAAACUGUAUACCACUCUUGAGAACCUUGGCGUUCCUCGUUUUGCAAACGCCAGACUGCAACUGCCCUGCAUCGCAUUUCCUCUCACGAAAGUCAGGCGGAAGUACUGGUGGAGACGGGGACAAAUUUUUCACAUAUGAAGUCAUGGCAGACGGACUACAAGACCUACUAGUCACAACGGAAGACAAACCUGUUCAAUUCUCGCCUGCAAAGCGUACUCGGCAGACAUUCCUGCUCAUCCGCCCGUGGAAUCGGUAUGAUCUCGACUUUACAGACGAGUCGCAGAACGUGGACAAUUGGCCUGAUGAACCUGGAGAUGAUGAGCUGGUCACCAGAGGGUUGAGGUUGCUCGUUCGCCUUGCUCGUCCUUUUGGCGCACUUUUGCUAGCGCAGCAGCGUGGUGGGGAGUAUAAGAGAAUCGCUUCGGAUAAUGAGAUCAUCGCGCAAGUUAGGGACAUGGCUUCUGUUGUUGAUACGAUGGACGUCAGGACACCGGAGAUAUUGUAGCUGCGAAGAACGGGACAAUCUUCAUCCCCCGUCAUCGUCAGGAAAUGUGAUGUUCCCCAGUGAGACGUGUUUCGACCGGCUUCGGAGAUCUGAGUCGCCUUGUCGGGUGGACAGUUCGGUAAACAUGCUUGAUAUCUACAUCACUCGAUUCCCUGGUUUACGCAUUGUUGUAUUCAGUGGAUGAUCUCCCCGAAACAAAAAGGGUAAGAUUGCAAGGGAGAAGCGAAGGACUUUUUCUGGUUUUUGAAGGUGGUAUCGAAAAAGUGCUUCUGGAAUCUGGUACCAUAGUAGUAUGUACCCUCCCUCUUUUUUUG
This is a messenger RNA of Suillus subalutaceus, 2933 nucleotides long. RefSeq lists its product as uncharacterized. Lineage: Eukaryota; Fungi; Basidiomycota; Agaricomycetes; Boletales; Suillaceae. The record is from RefSeq and is a predicted model, not a curated record. The transcript has 5 exons. The coding region runs from base 1 to 2619 and encodes 872 amino acids.